Molecule: messenger RNA, 4005 nt
Organism: Phymastichus coffea
Lineage: Eukaryota; Metazoa; Arthropoda; Insecta; Hymenoptera; Eulophidae
Product: protein RCC2 homolog
Exons: 5
Coding region: 970-2433 (487 amino acids)
Source: RefSeq, a predicted model, not a curated record
GAAAAAUAGAAGAAGCUCCUGAAAUAUCAAAAAAAUUACGCAUUUGUCAUAUACUGACAGAAAACGGAUGUGUGUACGCUAUCCGAGCGUUGGGUGCUACGUUCACUUUAGAGUAAAAGUGCAUCCGGAUGAAUAUUUCCAAUGCCUUAUUGACGCGAUUCAAACAAUCUCAUUUUAUCUAUGUCAGCAUGUACUGCGCUCAUGUGUAAUUAAAAUUUUCGCUAUUCAAAAUUUAAUUCACAUACAACGGUUUGCCGUUGUAUUCAAUAUUACCUUAAUGAUUGAAGGCAGUAAUUUCUGUAUGCCGUGAUGAUUUAAACAAGCAAAAGACUGUCAGACCAGUAAUUGAAGUAUACGGCCUCGAGCAAAAUAUCAUAUAAGUGUCUUGUGUCUAUAUGCUUGCCUAUUGUGUUUUAUAUUAUUUAUAAUGAAAUUUCACCAAAUAACUGUGAAGAUUAAUAGAUGAAUGAAGACUGUCUGCUUAUGAAUAAGUUGUUUGAUUAAGUAAACAAUUAUCUAUUAAGCAUGGCUUAAAUUUAUAUUAAUUGCGAAGUUGUUUAAUUAUCGUUAUACAAUGGACGAUAAAUCAUUUUAAGUUGAAUUUUGAUAACUGUAAAAUUAUUUUUUUGCAAGCGGCAAAAUUGUAUGAGAAAAGAAAAGCAAUUUAGAGCCUCGCAGUAAGGCGCACAAAGUGGCGCGAGCUAGGACGCACCGUUGUAAAACCAGCCUAAAAUAAAAAGCCGCUACACCGCCGCGGCGCGCGUUCCCGCACAUACAUCUCUUGUUUCUUGCUCGGACGACGCGUCUCUCUCUUUCUCUCUCUUUCUUUUUCUCUUCUUUUUCUCUUUCUCUCACUCUCUCUCUCUCUCUCUCUCUACGAAAAAAGAGACACAGUUGUCGCCUAUUCAUUCGUUGAUUUAACUCCAUUUAUACAAAGAAUUUAUACAAAGAUAGGAUACAAGCAAGGAUAUGUCAGCGACCAAAAGAAAAAGCAACUCUACCAAAAGUAAAGGCAAGAACAGUAAACGUAAGGUCGAGUAUGACGAAGAGGACAUUUCGAGCGAGCACGAAUCCGAUGUGGAAGACGAACAUCAGCUGAAUGCCGAUGGCGAUGAUGCCGUUGAUGACGAUCUCGCUGAUCUUUCCAGUAUUCCCGAGCUUAAAGCACCUGAGGGUGGAUGGGGAAAACCAGGAACUAUGUUAAUGUGUGGACUCUCAAACUGGGAUAUAGCUGGUAGAAAAGCACCACCUAAGGGUGUAAAAGUAAAUAUUGGUCGCAGUUUAUGGACACCUCAUACUUUUAAAAAUUUGAAUGGAUCUAGAGUAAAAAUUAUUGCAUCGGGACCUGCUGCUUCUCAUAGCGUUAUUGUUACAGAAGAUGAUAGAUGUUUAGUGUUUGGUAGAAAUGAUAAAGGUCAAUUGGGUUUGGGUGAUACAAAACGUCGAGAUGACCCAACAGAAGUGGAAGCUCUAAAAGGCCACACUGUUAUUGGAGCAGCUUGUGGACGUGGACACACACUGUUUUUGACUAGUCGUGGAUUAGUUUUUGGUGCAGGUGACAAUAAGUUAGGUCAAUGUGGUGUUGGAAAAACAGAUCCUAUGAUCCUUACUGCUACAAGGUUAAAGUACUCUGGUCCUCCUAUUGUCAAAGUACGCUGUGGAGCUGAUUUUUCUAUGAUAUUAGAUAUCAAAGGUGGCUUGUACUCUUUCGGAUGCCCAGAAUAUGGUGCUCUUGGUCAUAACACGGAUGGAAAGUAUUUUAUUACCAGCACAAAGCUAGCAUUCCACUUUGAGAAGGCACCUAAGCGAAUUUUAGUCUAUGUUGAAAGAAGUAAGGAUGGACAUGUCACUCCGAUUGAUGAUGUAGAGAUUGCAGAUUUUAGUUGUGGAUACAAUCAUACAGUAGCUAUAGACAGUAAAAAUCGUGCCUACUCCUGGGGCUUUGGAGGAUUUGGUCGUCUUGGUCACAAUGAGCAACGCGACGAGCUUGUCCCAAGACUCAUCAAAUUUUUGGAGCCACCCAAUCGCGGUGUCAAGGCAGUCUCUUGUGGCAGUACUUUUAGCAUUGUUCUUAAUGUACACGGAUCUGUAUUGCUUUUCGGUCAAUCUAAGCGCACUGGAGAAGCUAAUAUGUAUCCAAAACCCAUUCAAGACCUAUCAGGUUGGGAUAUAAGAUGUAUUGCUUGCUCGCAGACUAGCGUUGUUGUAGCUGCCGAUGAUUCUGUUAUUGCUUGGGGUUGCAGCCCGACAUUUGGUGAACUGGGUUUUGGUGAAAUGAGAAAAUCUUCAACCACUCCAAUGGAAGUGAAAGCUUUAGAGGGAUUGUAUAUUACAUCUGUAACAUGUGGACUCUCCCAUACGUUGAUGAUCUGUCGUGAUGAGUCGGAAGAAGAGAAGGCUAAGAUAGCAAAGCUUCAAGAAUAUUCAGUUUAAAGCAGUCUAAGGUCAAAUAGAAAUCCAUACCGUAUCGGUACAAUGUUUUUUGCUUGUACCUCCUUGUUUUUAACGAGAGGAUAUUAGCUUAAGACGUGGCCUUAGAUUGAAACAUCUGAGUUCAUAAAAACAACGAUAAAUCAUCUUACUAACAUAAUUAUUCGAUAAGUUUGCGCUGUUUGAAGAGGAAUUGAUUGAUCCAGGCAGGGAUUCUCUUAACAAUCCGUCUAAGAAGUAGUCUGAAAUGUACCUUUGUACCAAUUUUGAUGAAUAUAAUAAUAUAUCUUUUCUACGUUCUAAAAUUAUAUUAGCUUACGAUAUUGCGUGUGUUUCGUAAUUAGAUUUCUUCGUAAAAUAUUUAACAAUUAUUAUUUUCCUUAAUUAUUGUUUAUUCAAUAAUAAUAUGCGGAUAUUUUAUCUAUUUUGUAUUAGUCUAUUUAAAACGUACAUAAUUUUAAUUACUUUUCCACUUGUACUUCCAUUCUAGUAUACUUAAAAUACGCGAAUGAACAUCGAUUAUAAAAAAAGUCCGUUAUUUGGUUAUUAGCUACAGGAUAUAAACCAAACAAAUAACAAAUCAUAUAUUUUGAUACGUUGCUAUUUUAUCAACCUCCACUCUGACGACAUAGAAGAAGAGUACGGCAAAAUAUGCUGGUAGUAUUAAUUCUUGUUAUUAUCAUUAUUAUUAUUUGAAUCGUUCUGUUCACUUUCAUUUUAUGUCUCGGUAUAUUAGUUGUAUUCUGCCAUUUAAAAUCUGAAUAUCUCGCAUAAUAUAUAAAAAUGAAAUUAAAGAUUUUCUAUCAUUUUCAUAUAAUUUACUAGAUAGAACAUAAUUGUAAAUAUUAUAUUAAUUUUUCAAGCUAUGCUAUACAAGAGAAUAAAUAAUUCUGUGAUAAUAAAAUUGAUACUGAUUGGUAAAAUUAAGACUUGGAAAGAUAAAAAUAAAUAUAUUACGAAACUUGGAUUGAAACCCAGCAUAGCUUGCGAACGUACCUUACAAAUAAUUAUAUAAGGGCAGAGUGUUUUUGUUAAAUAUUACAUUAAUACAUUUCACAAUACUUUCAACAUAUGUCAUAUGUCGUUGUUUAUAUUACAUCAUUACACAUUUAUAGGGUAGCUCGACAUUAUUGUACUUUGAUUUUACGAAAAUUGAAAGUAAUGUGCAAAUAAGCGAAGCUCCCUGUAAUAUCAUAACUUGAUGAUCUAUGUAAACGUGCAGUAUUUAUUAAAAUUAUAAAAGUAUCACGGAUCUUUUCAAUCGCGUUUUCACGUGCAUGAAAAUGAAAUAUAUGCUGUAGAAUCCACGCUAGAGUUGUAAUUACUUGGGCAGUCUUUGAUAUGAUAUAAUUUUAAGGAGAUACUUUUUUAUUUUUGUGAUCAAUAUUUUGUGUCGAAUUGAAAAUAGAAAAUAUUUACACUGCAUAGACGGGCGUUUGUCAGCGUCUUAUGAGACGUGAAAUUCUGAUACUUGUUUAUUCCAAUAAAUAUCUGCUCAUAUUGAGUGCGUUUAUUGCGCUCGGAAUAUUUCCAAAUAAAUGUAACAAAUGUACGAGAUCCAUGAAUAUAAUAAAA